AACAAACGGGUUCCGGGAACAGCUCUACAGGUUAAGUGGUGACUACAAAUUGUGUGUGUUUGAGGGGGGGCUGUGUGUUUGCAGCCAUGCGAUGGACGGAUGAACUCCUUUGAGUUGGUUCGGCCUUUUCUGUGACUCUAAACAGGAAUAAGCAGGUUUACAAAAUGGACGUUUGAUCAAAUUGGAGUUGGGGACAAUCUGUUACCGAGACAAAAAAAAAUGCUUUACAAGUGUUUGUUUAAAAACUGGACAGUAAAAUGUGUUUUUUAAUCAUUCGCUAGUUGUCACAGCCCAACACACCAGCUUUAUUGUAUUUUCUUAUCAGGUUUGCCCUCAUAUGUCUCUUAAUGUUUGUGAGGUGACUUCAUGUUGAUCUUUUGUUAUUAUUCUGCUUUUCAAAAAAAAGUAAAGCUUAAUUGGAUUUAGUUUCCACUUUUGCUCCAUACAAAAACAUUUUUUCUAUUAUUUCUACAUUGAACUAAACACACAUCUACAUUUAAAAAAAUCAUUAAACAAGUUUUUUUUAGAUCAAUAUAGUUAUAAGAGUGUUGGAACAAACCAUUUAAACUUGAAUUUAAAUGUGGCGUUUAAUCAAAAUGCAGUUGUAGGUUUGGAGAACUACAAAAGCCAAAUUUCAUCUGCAUAUACAUGGUUGAGGUCUUACAGAUUGUUUCCUAAUGCAAGAAAAUUAUGAAAAAUAAAUAAAUGCAGUCCUUUUUCAUGUCUCAAACCGAACGGCUAUAAGUUACUUUUUAUAGUAGUUUUUUUUUUUUAUUCAGAUUUUUUUCCCUCCAAAGGAAAAAAUGAAAAACCCAUCAUGCUGUUUCUCUGAGGAAGAUGGUUUCAGCCAAUCGUUGAGGAGAGGGAGGGAGGAGGAGCAGAAAGGAGGAAGAGCUGGGUGGGGGGUGGGGGUAACUGCCUAUGGUUUUUCAGCACCGUGGACAGCUCCCGUCACUUGGAUCGGAACGCAGGCGCGGUAGCGACCCUUUACCGCAGCUGGAUCUGUUUGAAAACCGACCGGGAUCUGACCACUCAUCAACCACGCGCCAAACCUUAACUAAAGACCCCCUUCCCCCGCCCCCACCCUGGCCCCUUGUCGGUAGUUUGGCGGUGAGUGAGGAUACCAGCUUCCUGACUACUCUGCUGCUGCUGCCUCUGCGGCUGCUGGGUCUUCUUCCUCCUCCUGUCCCUGGCGACCACAACCACUGCUGGAGAAGACUUCUUUCGGAGGGCGGGGGAGGGGGGAGGAUUUUUCCCGCUGGAAGUUUACCUUCUUUUUUUUUCUUUCUUUUUACUUUUUCCUACACUUCUGGACCCAUCCGCUUCCUGUCCGUGGACUCUGUUGAGAUGCGGGGUUGGUUUCCGGGCUCGGGAGAUGCUGCUGCCGCAGAAAGCAAACGGAAAUGAAGUUGAGUAGUUUCAAGACCGACAGACCUGCAUCUGCAGCAUCAGCGUGCGCAGGACUCCUUCAACUCCCUCUGCUCGCCAUGAGUCUCAUCUGUGACUGCUCUGUUCUCCCCCCAGAAUAAAAUACUUUCAACUCUGCUUUUGCAAAAAAAAAAAAAAAAAAAAAAAAAAAAACAAUAGAAAAAACAAUCAGCAUCUUUCUGUUAAGCAGCGUGGGAAAACAAAGACAGCAGUCUUUCCCUCGGGGGAAAAAAUAGACCGAGCGACAAGAUGAAGAAGUUUCGGAAGGUGCUGGACGGCCUGACCACAUCCUCUCCAGGCGGGACUAUAGGGACCCCAUCGGGCGGCAGCGCGGCCGGGACCCCCACCGCGGCGCCAACCCCCAAAGAAAUCGACGUACAGGAGACGCUAAUAUCAGAAAACUUUCAGCUGUGCAAGACUGUACGUCAUGGCUUCCCUUACCAGCCCACAGCUUUGGCCUUUGACCCGGUGCAGAAGAUCUUGGCCAUCGGUUCGAGAUCAGGCGGUGUACGAAUACUGGGCCGACCUGGUGUGGACUGUUACUGUCAGCACGAGAGCGGCGCCGCUGUCCUUCAGCUUCAGUUCCUCAUCAAUGAGGGAGCUCUGGUUACAGCAUGCGCAGAUGAUACGCUACACUUAUGGAAUCUGCGUCAGAGGCGGCCCGCUGUUCUGCAUUCCCUCAAAUUCAACAGAGAGAGGAUCACAUUUUGCCACCUGCCAUUUCAAAGUAAGUGGCUCUACGUGGGGACAGAGCGUGGCAACACACACAUUGUCAACAUAGAGUCCUUUGUUCUCUCUGGAUAUGUCAUCAUGUGGAACAAGGCCAUUGAACUAUCAACUAAAACACACCCAGGACCCGUGGUUCACCUGAGCGACAGCCCAAAGGAUGAAGGCAAGCUGUUAAUAGGCUUUGAAAGUGGGACUGUGGUCCAGUGGGACCUCCGGGCCAAGAAGGCAGACUUCCGAAUCUACUACGAUGAGGCCAUCCAUUCAGUCAGCUGGCACCAUGAGGGGAAGACGUUCAUGUGCAGUCACUCAGACGGCAGCUUGACGCUGUGGAACCUCAGAAACACCACCAAACCUUUCCAGGUCACCUUCCCUCACGGAAAGAUACAAAAAGAUGGAAGAAAGGAGUCGUGUAAACCCAUUCUUAAGGUGGAGUACAAGACCUCCAGGAGCAGCGAACCAUUUGUUAUCUUCUCUGGGGGUCUCUCCUAUGACAAAGCGGGACGACGACCCACAUUAACCAUCAUGCACGGUAAAGCCAUCACUGUUCUGGAGAUGGACUAUCCCAUCGUGGAGUUCAUGGUUCUAUGUGAAACUCCAUACAUCAAUGAGGUCCAGGAUCCGUAUGCAGUGGUGGUCCUACUGGAGAAGGACUUGAUCGUAGUGGAUCUGACGCAGAGCAACUUCCCUGUCUUUGAAAACCCUUAUCCCAUGGACGUCCAUGAGUCUCCAGUUACCUGCACAGCCUAUUUUGCAGAUUGCCCACCAGAUAUUAUACCCAUUCUGUACUCUAUAGGAGCCAAACACAAAAAGACCGGCUACAGCCAAAAGGAGUGGCCGGUCAGUGGAGGAUCAUGGACAUUAGGAUCCCACACCUAUCCUGAGAUCAUCAUUACAGGACAUGCUGAUGGAUCCGUGAAGUUUUGGGACGCAUCUGCAUUCACGCUGCAGAUGUUGUACAAGCUGAAGACCUCCAAAGUGUUUGAGAAGCCGAAGCCCGGUGAGGGCCGGGCUGCCGAGUUGGGGGAGGAAGACCCCUUCGCUGUUCAGAUGGUCAGCUGGUGCCCUCAAAGCCGCAUCUUCUGUGUGGUUGGCAUCUCAGCGCACAUCAUUCUGUACCGCUUCAGCAAAUAUGAUUCCAACACUCAGAUAGUGUCACUAGAGGUCCGCUUGCAGUGCGAUUCAGAAGACAUCAUCACUCCGUCAGAAAAUGAAAACAAUCCCUGCUUCUCAGAGCCGGGCCCCCACUCACCCCAGCCCCACCAUCAACACCCAGCUAGUCCUGGUAGCAGGACCCCCGAGGGUGCCAAAGACAGCAUCCCCUGCCUCAAGGUGAAGGACCGAGUCGUCCGAGUCCCUCCUGGCUACCAGUCGGAGCUGGUCAUCCAGCUGCUGUGGGUGGAUGGAGAACCUCCUCCACAGAUCACGAGCGUGGACAUCAACUCUGCAUACGGCCUCUUGGCGUUUGGGAACUGCAAUGGUCUGGCAGUGGUGGACUACUUGCAGAAGACAGUGCUGUUGUGUAUCUCCACACUGGAUCUAUACGGGGCCACCGAUCCCUACCAACGCCUUACCCGUUCCCCGCGCAGGAACAGGCAGUCCACCUCAGAGUUUUGCAUGCGCGGCCUGUCUAACUUUUAUUCAGAUUCAAAGAAAAGGAUCCGUACAUCCUAUCAGAGCCUUACUGAACUCACUGACAACCAGCAGUCUACCGACAUGGACAGAAGCAAGUCGCCCACUUCAGUUCAUUAUCCAACAUCUCUCCACAAUGACCCCCGCGUGCUGCCAGAGCCUGUGGCCAGUCUGAGAGCCAGCCACUGCAGUCCAGUCUUUUACUUACUGGACAAUGUAAAGGGACCCGGCAGAAAAUUAAGUCUGCCCACAGAUCUUAAGACUGAUCUUGAUCAUGUCAAUGGACAUUGCACUAGCCCCACCUCCCAGCCCUGCUCCGCGGGAAAGCCUCGCAUUCCGAUGGGUCCUGAGGGGCCAAGGCUUACCCGCAGAGGCCCCGGCCGACCGCCCUUCCGCAAGGCCCAGUCUGCUGCUUGCAUGGAGAUCUCUUUGCCUGUGUCCCACACUGAAGGGCAUGCAUCCAGGAGGGCAAUGCUUCAGCAGUUACAUGGCGUCACUAUGUACUCGCACGAUGAGCACCACACCACCACCACCUCCUACUGCUGGAAUGAGAGAGAGAGUCGCGAAAACUCCUUCAGCCGCUCUCGCAGUUCCAGCGUGUCGAGCAUCGACAGGGACACCAAAGAGGCCGUCACCACUUUGCAGUUCGGAGAGUCCUAUGGACGCAAGAACGACGUACUGCCCGGUCCGUGUCUGUGGGUGGGCACCAGCUUAGGUGUGGUCCUGCUCAUCCCAAUGUCCAUUCCAAUCGACCAUGAAGAGAGGAUGGAGGACUCCGUCACUGUAGGCCCCAGUGGAGCAGUCCAAAUGCUGAAGGGUUCUGUGUUGCGCUUUGCAUUCUUGGACUGCUCUGGAGCCCUCAUUCAGUGCCCCUAUGAGGUGUGGCGGGACCAGAACGCUCCAGAGGACUCUGAUCGACCGCGGAGGCGCAAACUGGUCCACUUUUCCCCCUCGUCCUCCCAAGAUGCCUGCGGAGAGGGACACUUGACUGUGGUGUGCUCCGAGAGGCAGGCCAAAGUGUUCUUGAUGCCCUCGCAGUCUUGCCUCUUCGUGCACAACAUCACAGAGUCGUCGUUUGUCCUGCGAGCUGACGUGGUGUCUGUGUGCAACAGCGUGUGCCUGGCCUGUUUUUGUGCCAACGGGCACGUCAUGAUGCUCAGUUUGCCCAGCUUAAGACCACUGAUGGAUGUCAAUUACCUGCCUCUGACAGACAUGCGCAUUGCAAGAACCUUUUAUUUUACCAAUGGGGGGCAGGCCCUAUACCUCAGCUCCCCGACAGAGAUUCAGAGAAUUACCUACACCCAGGAGAUGUGUGACAACCUGCAGGAAAUGCUGGGAGAACUAUUCACUCCAAUAGAAACACCAGAGGCCCAGAACAGAGGAUUUUUAAAGGGUUUCUUUGGAGGAAACCCUCAAACCUUUGACAGAGAAGAGUUGUUCGGGGAAGCAGCUGCUGGGAAAGCUUCCCGGAGUCUGGCGCAGCACAUUCCUGGUCAGGGAGGGUUGGAGGGAAUGAAAGUGGCAGCAGGUGGAGCAGUGGGUGAGCUGGCUCGCGCCCGCAUCGCCUUGGAUGAGAGAGGUCAGAGGCUGGGAGAGCUGGAGGAGCGCACCGCCCUGAUGAUGACCAGUGCAGAAACGUUCUCCAAACACGCUCACGAGAUGAUGCUGAAAUGCAAGGACAAGAAAUGGUACCAGUUCUGAGAGCAGGAUGGAGGAUCAAGGCUGCCUUGGGUCUGCUUGGAAUGUGUUGCUGCAACAGAACUUUCAUUUUUAGAAAUAUGAAAUCAGUUGGAUGAAACGUGAGUGACUGUCUUCUGGGGCCCGGCUGCGUUUUCAGCGAUGUUGCUAAAUGGCGAGGAAGGGCCGGUUCCUCAUCUGAGAGAGAGAGAGAGAGAGUGAUGGUGGAGUAGGAAGGUCUGAGGACUAACCUGGAAUUAUUCAACAUGUCUGUGUGUGCGCGCACGCGUGCGUGUGUGUGUGUGUGUGUGUGUGUGAGCGUCUACUGACGUGGUUGAGUUUUCUGGACCUUACAGUGUAGAUGCUCAAAGUUAAGAAACCAACAAGAAAUGCAUGAAACAACAAUGGAUGAGUAUUAAAAAUAUACAACUGCCAUAUUAAAAAGCAGCAUGCUAUUUUAAGUGAUCAAUAUUAAAAAUGUUUUAUUUAUAAUGUAAGCCAAUGAAAGGAAACUAUGAAAAACUUUAUAUUUUUUGAAAUACUGGCAAAAAUUAUAUAUAUAAAAAGGGAAAUGUAUACCUGCAUCGCUAUUAAGCCAAAUCUUGUUACUUUCCCUUUUGUUUUUAUUUAUUUUUUUGGUGGAUUUGAUUGUUUUCCUACUCAGAAAAUAUUAGUUGACACAAUAUAAACGAGCAUACGUAACUAUUUACACACACCUAUACAAAUAUAGUACAACUUUGUUCUUACUUUAACUGCUUCACAGUACAAAUAUGACUCAGUAGUAUUACCACCUAACUCUGCAUACUCUAAUCACACUGAGCUACUUUUUUCUUUCUUUCUCAGCUGCUGCUAAUUAACAAAAGGCGUUAAAGGGGGAUGAGGGAUACUCCAAAAGAAAGUAUGAAAACAGAGAUGGGUGUGAGAAAAACGUUAUCUUUGUAAAAUCUGCAUAAAAUUCAGCUAUCAUCAAAAAAACAAAAAGGUUGGAAGAAUCCAUUCACAACAGAGAUACGAUGACACAUUUCAGUCGGCCACAGACUGAAUCUGAGUUCAAAAGAACUUAGGAUGGGAUGGACGGCUGCGUAAGCCAUUAGGUUCUGUGUUUGUGCAAACUCAGUCCCUCUCUGCCAAACAUUGAAAGGGAAGGACAUCUACCUGCUUCUCUCCACCUCAGUCUCACGGUUUGAACUCAACGGUCAUCUUCUUUUGAGGACCUGCAUGAUCAAACCUCUAGUGAGUUCAUGCCAACCAAUCGUGUUUCUUUAGGUGAUGUUAAGUCAGUGAGGAAAACCUGUAAGACACUGGCAGUAAUUUCAAAUGAAAGCCAAAACCUGUGUUUUUCUUUUCUAUCGUUCUUUCUGACUAUGAUAUUCUUGUGUCGCAGUCCUAUAUUUGAUGGUUCUGGCCUCGUUAACUAAAGGCAUAUGUAGUUUAUGAACAACUAAUGUUUCAUGAUACAUGGUUGUAUAUCAAAUUGUGAUAGUGUUGUUCGUCACUGGGUAGCCACGCGACAGACAAGCCACAUCAAGUGAGGAGGAUAUUUCGUACUCGUGUACUUGUCCGUAUCUUGAACUGAUCUUAAAAUAAAAAACAGUUAAAAAAAUCCAACAGAAAAUCUAUUGUUCCCAUCUCACAUAGGAGACAUAAGAAUCAUCGCAGAUCUGACAAAGAAACACACUCCCAUCUACAAAGUGCAAAACAAAAUCCAUUUGUAAAGCUAAAAAAGAAAUAAAGGAAUAAAACAUGGAAUCAGUCAUUUCUGCUUGCUCUGCUGAGACGUUCCUUAGACUUUAAUGGCCUUCAAACUCAUGCUCUUCAGCUCAGCUGAGCUCAGACUUCUAGAGUUGCACAUGACCAAACACGUGUCUUAAACAUGGCAGAAUCAUACUCAUACAUUUCUCUCCUAUCUCUGUACCGUCAAUGAGAUUUGUGUUCAGUGGAGUUCUUUCAGUGGCAACGAAAACACACAAAAAAAAAAAGAAAUUAAAAAAAUAAAACCCUAAAAAAAAACGUUCUGACUUCUGCUGACAGGGUGUUUUGUUAGUACGAUUUUGGUUUAUAUGUUUUUUUCUGUUUUGUUUGUUUUUAUAUUAACUGUACAGUUGAACUUUGGGUGAAACAAAAUAAUAAUAAUAUUUUCUGUAUAUGUGUUAUCUGUUCAUGGUUUUUCUGGCUUUGUCUAAAACACUGGAACUAUGUAGUUCUUCACACUGUAGUCUGCUGAAAAGGCAUCCAUUUGGUUUUCUUAAUGAUGGCAGCCAAGUUUGUCUUAUUUUCUUGGAUUCUACCACUUUUUGUUCAUAUCAAUAUAUACUAGUGUAAUAGACAUUACUUGAGAAAAAAAAAGGUCUGAAAAUAUGUUGAUGCAAAAACAUACUGAAAUAAACAUUGAUUGAUGUACACAGCUGA
This is a messenger RNA of Oryzias latipes (Japanese medaka), 7872 nucleotides long. It is a transcript of the gene stxbp5l, whose product is annotated as syntaxin binding protein 5L. Gene Ontology annotation, biological process: exocytosis; Golgi to plasma membrane transport. Gene Ontology annotation, cellular component: SNARE complex; plasma membrane; cytoplasm. Gene Ontology annotation, molecular function: syntaxin binding; myosin II binding; GTPase activator activity. Lineage: Eukaryota; Metazoa; Chordata; Actinopteri; Beloniformes; Adrianichthyidae. The record is from RefSeq and is a predicted model, not a curated record.